GAGGGAACCCGAGCGGAGAGCGCGACGGCCCGCGCUGCCCCUCCGCCGAGCUGAGCGGCCGCUGCUGACCGCCUGGCUUGCCCGAGCGGGGACCGGAGAGGUGUCAUGGAGGAGUUGGUGGAGGAUGACAUCUGUAUUUUGAAUCAUGAAAAAGCAGACAACAGUCAUAAGAGAGAUGGGGAGAUUCCUGUUUCAGCUUACAGUGGGGAUGAGUCUGUUGCUUCACACUUCGCACUUGUCACCGCAUAUGAAGAUAUCAAGAAGCGGCUAAAGGAGACAGAGAAGGAGAAUUCCUUUCUGAAGAAAAGAGUGAGAAUUUUAGAAGAGAAGUUGCUUGGCUCUCGUCUGGAGGAGGAAUGCAGUUCAGUUGGACGUGAGCAAGUCAACAGGGCGUACCAAGCCUACCGAGAGGCCUGCAUUGACAGAGAUAAUCUGAAAAGCAAACUGGAUAAAGUGAUGAAAGAAACUGCAGAAUCCUUGAAAAACUUAAAUGAACAGUUGCAGUCCAAAGAAGUAGAGCUCUUACAACUAAAAACUGAAGUGGAAACACAGCAAGUUAUGAAAAGUCUGAAUUGUUGUACUCAGACCAGCUGGGAAAUAGAGAAGCUGAACAGUGACCUGAAAGUGCACAGUCUGGAACAGGAUCUAGAGAACCUCAAGCAAGAGUGCAAUAGUCUCAGAAAGGAAUUGGAGAAAUAUAAACAGAAGGACCAGGACCAAGAUGAAAAUCCAUUAAAUGGAGACAUUCUUCAAAGGCAAGCUGUUCAGAGUGUGCAGCAAGCAUAUUGGGAACUGAAGAGAGAAAUGUCUAAUUUGCAGCUAGUGACUGAAGUGCAAACUGAGGUUCUACGAAAAUUGAAAACAAACAUAACAGCGACCAAGAAAGUUGCCUCUUCUGCACCAGUACAAUGUCUUGAGUUGAAGAAUAUUACAAGGCAGAACUUGAUGUCUGGGGUAGUGUAUAAAAAACUCUCACAAAGUGAUAAAGUACUCUGCAAUGCUGCACCACCGCCUCUGCCGGGAGAUGCGGAGAUCCCAUCUGAAAGGGUGAUUCUACAAGCAUGGACAGAUGAGAGACCCAUUCCAGUUGAUGGUAAAACAUUUCAGGAACACCAUUCUUACGGAAAGAGCUCUCUGGAAGAUAAUUCCUGGGUAUUCCCAAGUCCUCCAAAACCUAAUGAGAAUGUGUUUUGGGAAACAAAUAAGAUUUUGUCAAACUGUCCGGCAGAUUACCUGGAUCAGUGUAAUCAAAACUGUCUGCACAAGAACUAAGCAAUUUUUAGAAUGAACUGUGGCAUUUUAGAAUGAUUCUGAAUAGGCACCUUACUGCUUGAACUUUUGAAGAGGUACUUAAAUUGGUUGAAGUGGUUUUUGUUUUGUUUUGUUUUGUUUUUUUUAAAUAUUCUAUUUCUAAAACAGAAAACCCUGUCUUCCUCUGCUGUAAAUCAGGAGCAAGUUCCUUGAAGUUAAAGCUCUGAUGGUAUAAUGUGAACGAAUCUAGCAUGGGGCUUAGACAGCCUUGAUUGCAAAUGGCAUCUGUUUCCAAAAGAUUACAGCAAAUAGUUCUUGAAAUAAAGCAAAAUUUCAUUCUGUA
Centrocercus urophasianus (Greater sage-grouse) is the source of this 1594-nucleotide messenger RNA. It is a transcript of the gene AZI2, whose product is annotated as 5-azacytidine induced 2. NCBI's taxonomy places the organism in Eukaryota, Metazoa, Chordata, Aves, Galliformes, Phasianidae. The record is from RefSeq and is a predicted model, not a curated record. Bases 106 to 1272 code for a protein of 388 amino acids. Gene Ontology annotation, biological process: canonical NF-kappaB signal transduction. Gene Ontology annotation, cellular component: cytoplasm. The transcript is spliced from 8 exons.